AUGGGGCUAUCACUGACGAGGGCCGCCCAGUGGACCCCAGCCAGCUCUGGUACUGGCAAACUUGAGUCCACGCCAAUGAAUGAGUCCUUGUUGAAGGAAAUCCUGAGCUUUGUGGAGCAGUUUGGCUCCCAACACCCACAUGAGGCCUUGCAUGUGUUUCAAGAACCUCUCCAGUGGAGUACCACUUUAGUGGCAUCUGAUUUCAAAACAGACUAUGACAUCAGUGACUCAGAUGUGCUGUCCAGUGAGAGAGACAGUGAAGGGCUUCCAUUGUUGCAGCUCUCCCCUCCUACUGUUAAGGUACGCAGCUUCAGCCAGCUCUCCAAACUAGUUCAUCUGGCAGAAGAUAAGAAGGUGGAAGAGGUUCAAGCAUGUCUAGAAGAAAAUAGAUACCCCCUGGUUAAGAUUCUUGGUUCCAGUGUUGCCAGCAUUCUGCAGAGAGAAGACACCGAUACUGACGUGCUAAGUCUGGUGGACAAAGUGAAAGAUCAGGGAAAGGACUCCGAGGUCAAGGUCAAGCUGUUCCUGUUGCUCCAAAAUCUGGAUAACAAGCUCCUCAGCAAGUGUCUUGAAGAGAUAGCCGGGAAAGUCAGGCUUGACCCCACCGCAGUGAAGAAUGAAGUGGAUUCACUGAAACAGUCAAGCAUUGAAGGGGAAAAGAGGGUGUUGAAGUCCAUUCGAUACACAUCAGAUUAUACCUUUUCAAAUGGCUGCCGUGCCCCGCCGUGGAGACAGGUUGAUGGCGAGAUGUGUUACCUAGUGAUCGAGCCAUGUGACACCGAGACCCUCUGCGUCACCUGCAGCACUGCGGGAGUUUUUGUUAAUGGGGGCGUAAAACAGGAGGGGGAGGAAAGUGGCUACGUGCGAACAAGUGAUGUGUUCAAAGACCUGCGCACCCUUCUGAAGAGCAGAUCUCCACAUUUUGCCGGGAACAUCAACACGCAGGACUUUGCAGUGCAAGAACCUCCAUCAGCACAAAACGUCCAGCAUGUGGAACCGGUUGACGCGGAGGAACAAGGCCAACCCCAGAGGUCUUACGAGCAACAGGAAAAGAAUGUGCAUGAGAAGGCAAGGCUGAACAAGGCAGGCGGCGAGAAGAAAUAUGAACCAUGUCCGAGAUGGAGGAAUCUCGGCCUCGCGUCUCCAUGCGGUGAAGCGGGGGGAAAGAAACACAGUAAGAGCUCUGGAGAGGAGAAGUCUGAUGAAAUACAGAAGAGAAAGCUGGGAGCAGGAGCCAAAGGAAAGAUGAAAGCAGAAUUAUCUGCGUCCUCUUUACCUGGCCGCCUGUCAUCACCGAAAAUUAAGACCCCAGCAGGAUCAAUGCCAUUGGACGCUUUCAGUGAGAGUUCAUCUGAGAGUGAAGAGGAGGAGGAGCAGCCAGAGCGCCGUCAGGAGAGCAACACGGACCUGCCUUCUGAAUAUUGGCAGAUCCAGAAACUGGUGAAGUACCUCAAGGGAGGCGACCAGACAGCUACUGUGCUCACUCUGUGCGCCAUGAUGGACUUUAAUUUGAUGCAGGAGACAUGCCAACUGGCCAUCCGGGAUGUAGGUGGCCUUGAAGUCCUCAUUAACUUGCUGGAUACAGAUGAAGUCAAAUGCAAAAUUGGCUCCCUUAAAAUCCUGAGGAAGAUAAGUCACAACGUGCAAAUCCGUCGAGCCAUUGUCGACAUGGGAGGCCUGCAGAGCAUUGUGAGGAUUCUGGACUCCCCGGUGAAGGACCUCAAAGCCUUAGCAGCCGAGACCAUCGCUAACGUGGCCAGGUUCCGCCGAGCAAGGCGAACCGUCAGGCAGUACGGCGGUAUCAAAAAACUGGUGAAGCUGCUGGGCUGUGUUCCUGAUUUAGCCAGCCUGAGUGCAAACCAGGCGAAGGAUGUGGAGGUGGCUCGCUGCGGCGCUCUGGCACUGUGGAGCUGCAGCAAGAGCACCAAGAACAAGGAGGCCAUCCGGAGGGCCGGGGGCAUCCCUCUGCUGGGACGCCUGCUCAAGUCUCCACAUGAGAACAUGCUCAUUCCUGUGGUGGGCACGCUGCAGGAGUGCGCCUCAGAGGAGAGCUACAGGAUUGCCAUUCAGACUGAGGGCAUGAUCAAGGAUCUGGUUAAAAACCUAAGCAGUGACAAUGAUGAGCUACAGAUGCAUUGUGCCAGUGCAAUCUUCAAGUGUGCAGCGGACAAACCGACUCGUGACCUGGUGCGCGAGUACAAAGGUCUGCAGCCGCUGGUUUCUCUGCUCAGCAAGGCGGGCAACAAGCAGCUGCUGGCCGCCGCCACCGGAGCCAUCUGGAAGUGUUCCAUCAGCAUAGAGAAUGUGGCUAAGUUUCAGGAGUACAAAGCCCUGGAGACCCUGGUUGGCCUGCUGACAGAUCAGCCUGAAGAAGUUCUGGUAAAUGUAGUGGGAGCUGUGGGAGAAUUCGCCCGGAUACCUGCUAACAAGGCCAUCAUCCGCAAGUGUGGAGGCAUCAAGUCGCUUGUAAACCUGCUCACUGGAACAAAUCAGGCGCUGCUUGUGAACGUAACCAACGCAGUGGGUGCCUGUGCUACGGAUAUGGAUAACAUGGCCAUCAUUGACCAGCUUGAUGGAGUCCGCCUGGUGUGGUCCCUCUUGAAGAACCCCAGUGCAGAAGUGCAAUCCAGCGCCGCAUGGGCCCUUUGUCCAUGCAUUAACAAUGCCAAGGAUGCAGGGGAAAUGGUGCGCUCCCUCGUCGGUGGAUUGGAACUGAUUGUUAAUUUGCUGAAGUCAACAAACAAUGAGGUGCUGGCAAGCAUCUGCGCUGCCAUCGCCAAAAUAGCCAAAGACAAGGAGAACCUGGCAGUCCUUACGGAUCACGGGGUCGUCCCGCUACUCGCCAAGCAGACUAACACGACUGAUGACAGGCUCCGUCGCCACCUUGCUGAGGCCAUUGGCCACUGCUGCAUGUGGGGCAGCAACAGGGUGUCUUUUGGUGAUGCUGGCGCCGUGGCCCCCCUUGUGCGUUACCUCAAGUCAAAAGACAAGGAAGUCCACCAGAGCACGGCUAUGGCCCUGUACCAGCUAUCCAAGGACCCCAACAAUUGCAUCACCAUGCACGAGAAAGGGGUGGUCAAGCCACUCAUCCACAUCAUGGGCUCUGAUGAUGAGAUGCUCCAGGAGGCUGCUGCUGGCUGCGUUCGCAACAUCCGACUGCUGGCCAUGGCUAACAGGAAGGCUGUGUUGUUUAAUUGACAGUCAAUUAUCACGGCAACUCUGGAAAUCUAAUGGGGACUGUACCAGAAACGACCUUAUCUCCUGGUUGUACCUUAUUUUACCUUAAAGUGUAAUAACUACCAUGAGUGAUCUGACUUGUAUCUGACAAAGCUUUCAAAUAAAAUGUUUUGUCUUGAC
Eleginops maclovinus (Patagonian blennie) is the source of this 3357-nucleotide messenger RNA. RefSeq names its product outer dynein arm docking complex subunit 2 (gene odad2). The transcript is spliced from 20 exons. Bases 1 to 3198 code for a protein of 1065 amino acids. NCBI's taxonomy places the organism in Eukaryota, Metazoa, Chordata, Actinopteri, Perciformes, Eleginopidae. The record is from RefSeq and is a predicted model, not a curated record. Gene Ontology annotation, molecular function: protein binding.